CAAAAUCCGCAGAUCAAAACAAACGCGCUUGAUAAAGCAUCGUCAAAUUUCUCUUGAUAAAAUUUAAAAAUUAUGUUCUAAAUUUUUAUUGUAUCGUAAUUAUUAACUAAUUGUUUGCAUUAAACAUGAGUGCUGAAAAGGUGUGCCGCCUGUGCAUGGGUCGUUCCAAUCUCAUUCACUGCGUGCUGGAAGAUAACCUUCUCCAGAAGAUUGCCAUCUGUGUUAGUGUAAUGAUCAAUCCCACGGACACGAUGUAUCCGCUGGAGCUAUGCGCGCUUUGUGCACUGAAGGUCAAGGACUUUUUCGAGUUUCGACAGAACUGUUUGAAGGUACAGCAACUCUUAGAACAGACUGUAUCGCCUCAACAACCCGAAGAGCCGCCACCACCGAUGGCACCAAUCAUGGAAGCUGUUAAGCAAGAGAAGGUGGAAAAGAUACUGUCAUUGGAUAAAGCUCCGGCGGUUCAAGAUCCACAAAUCACAAAAAAUGAAGCAAUGCUAGAUGAGGGCGAUGUCGUAGAAUGCUUGAAUGAGAUUCCGGACCCAGAAGAGGUGUCAAUCAUCGAAUCAGUUAUGGACCGAACUACUGAAGAAUUUGAGGAAAUUUCCGAUGAAGAAAAAGAUGGCUUGAUGGACGACGAUCUUGUGGAGCAGGAUGAAAUGCUUUUUGAAACCGAGUCUGUCGCAGAAGAUGAACGGGAAAAUGAAAGUGAUCUACAAACUACAGAUGACAGAAAUAUGGACUACCAUAUUGAGAUGGUUUAUGAGCAGAACCCAUUGGAAGUAGAUUUUGACGAACAUGAAGAAGCAGCUAGUGAAGUAGAAGAUAUCCAGGGGAACCAACACUAUCAACCUAACUUUACUAUUGAAUUUGCACAAGAUCUUCAAGAAGUUGACGAAACUUUACUAAAGGGCCUUACAAGUGGACUCAGCAGGUCAUACCCAUGCAGAGUUAAAACCCGAAGGAAAAAUAAUGGCCCAAGGCGUUCGAAGUCGUCGAAUCUAAGCGAAAAGGAAAUCUAUCAGUCCUUGUUGCAAAGUUGCGCAACCUGUGGAAAAUCCGUUGAACGUAAUCGCAUGGAGGGCCACCGAAAUCGCCACCUGGAUGUUCGUCCGUACACCUGCAAUGCGGACGGCUGCGGUAUGGCGUUUUAUUGUAAAAUUUCCCUAAGACUUCACACCAAGAACCGGCACAGCACGGAACAAUUGAGUUGCGAUCUCUGUGGAAAGCCCUACACCUCGAAGAAGGCUCUGUACCACCACCGGAAGGAAACGCACGCUGAAAAGCAUCAUGCGUGCGAAGAGUGCGGUUUGGUGUUUGUUUCCAACGCUCGUCUAAACCGUCACAAGGUGACCCACACGGAUCAGCGAGAGUACAAGUGUCCGCACUGCCCGAAGGAAUUCUACCGGAGCAACAACCUGAAGGUGCACAUCCGUAGCCACACGAAGGAGAAACCGUUCGGUUGCGAGCUGUGUGACAAAGCUUUCGGCUAUCAGCGCUUGCUGCGGGAACAUAUGAGCCGACAUCACUAGGAAUUGCAUUAUUGCAUUUUUUUAUGGUUUAAAGUAUUUUAAUGAUUAUUCUUCUGUGAAUAAAUCAUGGCAUAAAUUUUGA
Aedes albopictus (Asian tiger mosquito) is the source of this 1614-nucleotide messenger RNA. RefSeq names its product zinc finger protein 311. Gene Ontology annotation, molecular function: DNA-binding transcription factor activity, RNA polymerase II-specific; zinc ion binding; RNA polymerase II cis-regulatory region sequence-specific DNA binding. The transcript is spliced from 4 exons. The record is from RefSeq and is a predicted model, not a curated record. Gene Ontology annotation, biological process: regulation of transcription by RNA polymerase II. Gene Ontology annotation, cellular component: nucleus. The coding region runs from base 126 to 1532 and encodes 468 amino acids. NCBI's taxonomy places the organism in Eukaryota, Metazoa, Arthropoda, Insecta, Diptera, Culicidae.